AUGUCCCAUGUGAAAUUCCGGCAAUCAUGGUCAUGGAUGCCUCAGGUGGCUACUGAAUGCACAGAUGUUCCGUGGAACCAGUUCCCCAACUGCUUCCUGACCUAUCCUUGCCUUGCCUGUUUAUUUAUUCAGCGGUCAGCGGUUUCGCUGUUCCUUGCAAAUGUCAGGAAUUCGCAAGAUAAGAAAAAUACAAUAAUGCAUCAAGACAGUUUCAGAUCAGUGGUUUGCAGAUCCCUUUCAAAGAGCCUUCCCCCCAGAAGCAAAGAUGGCAGCUGUCCUGAAACAGUCCAAUGUGCUGUCCCUUGUAUUGUCACACUGCAACCUUCGGUUUGUCGGAACUGCCAAGGCCAGGAACAGAGCACAUCGCAAAGCUACAGGGAGGAAAGAUCCAUGUCAUUCCAUGGGGACUACCUUAUGGCGCCCUCGGUAUCCAAGCAUUUUGCUGAGGACCUCCUAAGAGGUGCCAUGGAUCUCCAGGAGUCCCUUGUGAUGCUUGAGAGAUUCCAAGCUGCAUCACAGAGCAUGAGGCUACCCAACAAGAAGAGAGGACCAGAAACUGGUGAAAAGUCUCCUGAAAUAGACACCAUAAUACGUGAAGUCCUCCUGAGACCAACAAAUGCCAAGCAGGUACUACCUGUAAGUGCUAAUGAUGGAUUAAACAAACAGUUAAGAAAUUCUACUGAUCAGUUGAAGAAUGUGGUCAAGGAUAGUUUCUACAGGAAGAACCACUUGUCGGUGCCCAAUAAUGAACAGGCUUCUUUGAACCAGUCAGCACGGUACUUGCAGAACAAUUAUCUCAUGUCCAAGCCUACUCAGCAGAAGAAAGUGGUGCCCAGGUCAUUGCCAUCUUGUGCAGCAGUACAACCUGGAAAGUCUAAAGGCCCAAGCUUGGUAGCCAAGCUCAUGGGUCUUGAUGGAUUGCCCUCACCGAAAGGUAACUCCACUGUGAAAGACGAUAAGAUUAAGACAGCGAAUUCACCAAGAGCACUGUUUGAUAUUGAGAGGCCCAAGUCAAAAAGGCUACUGCCACAAUUAUUCAGAGAGGAGUCUGGUCUUGAUACGGAGAUGCCUAGGUCAGAAAAUCUGCCACCAGAGCAAUAUAAUGUUCAAAAGAAUUCUACUAGUUCACAGAAGGGCAUCGGCACUUCAUAUAAUACCAGAUCGAUUAAUGAGAUUGCAUCGAUGAAAUCAAUUCACAGAGAGACAAAUGUUGAACAAGCUCGACCAAAAUCCCCGAAAGAAAUCAAGAUAGUCUCUCCUACAAGCAGAAAGAAACAGGCAAAUGAGACCACUGAGAUCAAUAGGAAGACCAUGGAGAAACAAAAACCUUAUUUAAGUGAAAGAAACAGAGAAGGGAGAAAUGUUGCAAAGGAGAAAGCAGGAUCAGUAUCUCGUAAUGCGGAAGUAAUGAAACGGCGUGAUCGGAAAUCAGCUGUAUCAAGAAGCAGUCGUACUUGUGAUGCAGUGAAACCCAACUUAUUGAAACCACCUAAUAAUUCCAGAGUGAAGAGAGUGUCCAUGAGAAAAUUUAAAAGCUCCACCAUUGAUGAAAUAGUGGCUUAUGAGAUAGAAAGAGAGAUCUUUAAUGCCCUGGACCAAAUUGACGGUCCAUCGACAGAACAUAGCGCAACACCUAGCGACGAAGGAUGCCCAAGUGCUGAUUGGGACGAAGAAUCUUCUGUUGGCGACAUCCUGAAAGAUUCUGGCGAACCCAAUGAAACUUUGCUAUCUGCUAUCCAUGAUUACAGAAUCAGUUCAGCUGAUGGAGAUGCUAUUCACCCAUCAAUAGACAGAACCCCAACAAAGGAAGCUGAAAUAAAAGAUGAGAUCAGUUUGCUUCUCCUAAAUGAUAAAUCAUUUCUUAGCAGAGCAGCUGAACUCAUAGGCAUUGAUGUGUAUGGGGAUCUGAAUGAACAAUGUAGUAGGAUUUCCAAGGUUGAACUGAAAAACCAUAAGCUCUAUUUGGACGCAGCAGGAGAACAACUGGAACUAAAACACUGCCAGCAAAACAGUCUGUGUUACACUGGAUUGCAGGGCCAGAAACGCAGAUCAUCAGCAUACUUCUCACUGGAGGAAUUGCUGAGAGACAUCAGCAAUGGGAUUAGAAAUCUGAAAGGAUAUUGCAGUGAAGACGGCCGUGGCACCAAAGAUAGCCUAGACAUGAAGCUGGAGAGGGAUCUCAGCUGCACAGAUGCAUUGAUCAAUACUGUUUGGGACAUGGGCUGGCGAGGUUUGAUUUGCAUGGAAGAGACAGACUGCUUCGUCAGAGAUGCUGGGGAAGACAUCCUAUCCUUGCUCAUUGAGGAAGCUGCUCUGGACAUGUGUCUGCACGACUGCACUGACAUAUAA
Messenger RNA from Miscanthus lutarioriparius, 2349 nucleotides. The record is from the annotation of a GenBank genome assembly. Lineage: Eukaryota; Viridiplantae; Streptophyta; Magnoliopsida; Poales; Poaceae.